AUGGGGCUGGGCCCGCGGCCUGAUGAGGAGGCGCCCGGGGGGCUGGCCCGCGAUAUAAAUGAGUCACCCUGCCAGAAAAAGAGGAGUUUGGACAAGUAUCGACCAUAUGCACCGCAAGAGCAAGAGUUCCUGAAAACUGUAAGUAUGAAAAACUAUGAAAAUAUGGAAUCCAGGAUCCGAAAAGUUCUGAACAUUGCGUACAAGAAGCUGACCAACUCUCUGUCCCAGGAUACUAUAUCGGACAAGACUAAAUAUCUCAAGAACCGCCUCCUUGCCUUGAAAGAAAAGUCUUCUCUGGACCCCAUUUACAUUGGGCUCUUUGGCAGCACCGGGGCUGGGAAGAGCUCACUGUUCAACGCCAUCAUCGACAAGCAGUUCUUCCUGCCAGUGUCGGGGAACCAAGCCUGCACCUCGUGCAUGGUGCAAGUCAACAGCAGCCGGAGCAAAAACUACGAGGCAAAAAUUCACCUUCUGUCAUCACAGGAAUGGAAGGAGGAACUGAAGAAUCUGGUGGCGCUUCUGCGGAAAUCCAGAGAGGAGGAAGAAGAGGAGGAGGAAGGGGAGGACGAGGAUGUUGUAAGUGAAGCUGUUCAAAAGCUUCAAGCGCUCUAUGGGAGAGAUGCUGAAAAGAGAUCUUAUGAAGACCUGUUGAGGGCAAAGCCCCUAGUAAAUAUCCCUUCCUCAAAAUGUAUUCGCCUCCAGGCAGCGCAGGCAAAAGAACUUUCUGACAAACUGGACCCUUAUGUGCGGUGUCAAAGUGACAAGGAUGAGGAGGAGCCAGCACUGGAUGAAGAGAAAGGCAAGAUGCGACUGUGGCCACUAAUCAAGUACGUGGAAGUGACGAUUCCGAAGUCCAACAUGAUUCCAGAAUGUGUCGUGUUUAUGGAUAUUCCCGGGACAGGAGAUUACAACAGCCAAAGGGACGAAAUGUGGAAAGAGAGCAUCAAUAAAUGUUCAGUCAUCUGGGUUAUCGCCGACAUCGAACGAGUUCUGGGGGGCAAAGUCCAUGAAGUGCUGCUGACAGAGAGCAUCAAAGCUUACCAAGGCGGGAUGUGCAGUGACAUCGCUCUGGUGGUCACCAAGUCUGAUAAGCUGGACCUGAAGGAAUACCUGAGGGAAAGAAAAGAGAAACAUAAACCUGUAGAAAACAAACACGAUGCUAUUUUAGAGAGGAAUGCAACCGUGAAAGGGAAGAAAAUCAAAGGAAUGAAGACAAAGCUCGGGAGAAUACUGCCGAGUGACUCAGAAAUUCUGAACAAGGCUGAUCUCGUUUACACGGUCAGUGCUAAAGAAUACUGGCGGAAGAAGCAUAUCACUAAGGAAGAGUCAGAGAUCCCCAAGCUGAGAGAGUACAUCAGGAAUAUCUAUCUGAAAGAGAAGAAGAAGCUGCUAGUGGAUUAUGUGACAGAGGCUCUCAGCAUUGUCCUGUUGGCUGAGAAUUUUAACUGCACACGAGACAUGGUGGAUCAUUAUGAGCGGAGCGGCUUGGAAGGCUUUGUGGGGGACAAGAUCAAGGCUUUGGAGAAGGAGAUUGAGAAAUGUUUUGCCCAGCUGGAACAGCCCCUUGACAAUGGUGUGAAGCAAGCAAAAUCAUCUUACCAAAUAGCAUUCACUCGGCUCCUUAUCCGAGAAACUGGAUACCAAGGCUUCCACAAGACACUGAAAGCCGUGUGCCAGAAGAAUGGUGUAUACGCGUCCCGGGUCUUCGCCCGCAUAGACCUCAACGGUGCCCUCGCUCAGCCCAUGUAUGACAAAAUUGACCCCACGUUCGCAAACAUAUUCAGGAUCCAAAAGGGAACCAGAGCCUCACUGAAGCCUUGUCUUGAUAUAUUCAAAGACUCGGUGCAGGAGAAAAUCAGCGAAGUUGUGAAGAAGAGCCCAGUGACCAGUGACCGCUGCAAGCUCAACUUCUUCAUUGAGGAAACAAACAUCAUCCUGAGGACCACAGAAAGAGAGAUCCUUAAGAAGAAGAUGGCUGUCUACCAGUCCCUUCCGCUGUCCAUCCAGAGUGACCUAAAGCCUUACUAUGAAGAGGCGGCUAAGAUCCAGGGGCCGCGAUCCUGCCAGAGGAUGCAAAAUAUCCUCAGGGAGAACAUUGAUAAAAAGGCAAAGGAUGGAAUGUUUGAGAAGGCAAAGGAGAAGUUGAAGAUGCAGCUCCAGGAACUGAAGGACUAUGUUGUGACAAAGCUGCAGACAGACAUUUCCACCAUGCUCAAACUUGCCUUGUCUCACCGGGAAGAACUCACCGAGAGGCUACCAGACCUACAGGAGGAAUACCAAGAAAUUGAAGAGAUUUACAAAGCGCUGCAAAGAAAGAGACGUUCUUAA
Chelonoidis abingdonii (Abingdon island giant tortoise) is the source of this 2328-nucleotide messenger RNA. Its product is annotated as nuclear GTPase SLIP-GC-like. NCBI's taxonomy places the organism in Eukaryota, Metazoa, Chordata, Testudines, Testudinidae. The record is from RefSeq and is a predicted model, not a curated record. Gene Ontology annotation, molecular function: GTPase activity.